Messenger RNA from Aspergillus vadensis CBS 113365, 536 nucleotides. RefSeq lists its product as uncharacterized. The coding region runs from base 137 to 442 and encodes 101 amino acids. Lineage: Eukaryota; Fungi; Ascomycota; Eurotiomycetes; Eurotiales; Aspergillaceae. The transcript has a single exon. The record is from RefSeq and is a predicted model, not a curated record.
GCGACAGCGCAGGAGCAAUGAAUUCAAAGACGACGGGGACUCAAAAGUGGGAAGGACCCAGGACUAAUGGUAGUUACACCACGCGAAACGUCACGUCAGACGCCAGGCAGACCGAAACUUGCGAUAAGGACUGGAGAUGGGGCGAGACAGGAGUCGAUCGACCUCAAAAGGAAUGUCAGAGGAAGUGAGGAGAUCUAGAUUGACGAAAGAAGUUCAGCAGGGAGAAGCAGGGAUACGAGGAGAGGCCAUGGAAUUCAUGACCCUAGGGCGGUGGCAGACGUGGAAAGAAGGAAUGGAGCGCGAUUCUGCGGAAGAUCCUCCCAGGCGAGAAUGGGAUUGGAUGAUUUGGUAUGCGAUGGACAGUGAGGAAUGCGAACUAGUAUACGUCGGGAAAAUCAGCGGUCGCUCGAAGGUGAGUAUGGAAGAAGCAAGUAAUACUUGAAGACGGGCUGCGGGAGUGCCACCCAAAGUAAAUAAAAAAGUUCGAGGGAAAGAAAAAAUGAGUGAGACUGCAAACCUUUUUUUUUCUAUUCUGC